This is a messenger RNA of Gongylonema pulchrum, 909 nucleotides long. The record is from the annotation of a GenBank genome assembly. NCBI's taxonomy places the organism in Eukaryota, Metazoa, Nematoda, Chromadorea, Rhabditida, Gongylonematidae.
AUGCUGUCCUUGGAAAGUAAAUAUAUGGCACAGCUCAACGAAGGUGAUACUGCCAGUGAUAAAGGAGGAAUUGAUGCGCGUUUGAAGCCUCAACAAUUGACCAAUACAUCUUUGCUAGGCGAUGAAAGUUUUGAUUUGAAUAAAAUUCCUGUGCCGGAAGAUUUAAUUCCAGUCCUGAAUUUGAGUGAUAUUGAGACGGAAGUCGAAGAUGCCGUUCGAUCCGAAUCUACUGCUACUGUCGUCGACGUAUCGCCACGGGACAUUGAAUCCGCGAAACCGUCAAGAUUUUUGCUGAACGACGAGCAAUGGUUUUCCAGCGAAGUGCACAAUUUCGCUGAGCAGAUUUGGGAUUUAUUCAUCAAAAAGCAGCAUUUUGUUAUCAGCCUAAUUGGCGAUGAAAAUGCACCUGUAUCACAGGAAACAAAAAUGAGGUAUCGGUUUUUGAUGUGCAAGUUCGAAACAAUACAAAUUUUUCAGCCGGAAGACUUAAUUCCAGUCCUGAAUUUGAGUGAUAUUGAGACGGAAGUCGAAGAUGCCGCUCGAUCCGAAUCUACUGCUACUGUCGUCGACGGAUCGCCACGGGACAUUGAAUCUGCAAAACCAUCAAGAUUUUUGCUGAACGACGAGCAAUGGUUUUCCAGCGAAGUGCACCGUUUCGCUGAGCAAAUUUGGGAUUUAUUCAUCAAAAAGCAGCGUUUUGUUAUCAGUCUAAUCGGUGAUGAAAAUGCACCUGUAUCACAGGAAACACAAAUGAGAUUUUUGCUGAACGACGAGCAAUGGUUUUCCAGCGAAGUGCACAAUUUCGCUGAGCAAAUUUGGGAUUUAUUCAUCAAAAAGCAGCGCUUUGUUAUCAGCCUAAUCGGCGAUGAAAAUGCACCUGUAUCACAGGAAACACAAAUGAGGUACUAG